This is a messenger RNA of Habropoda laboriosa, 3441 nucleotides long. Its product is annotated as sorting nexin-13-like. The record is from RefSeq and is a predicted model, not a curated record. The transcript has 10 exons. Gene Ontology annotation, molecular function: phosphatidylinositol binding. NCBI's taxonomy places the organism in Eukaryota, Metazoa, Arthropoda, Insecta, Hymenoptera, Apidae. The coding region runs from base 28 to 3357 and encodes 1109 amino acids. Gene Ontology annotation, cellular component: early endosome.
UGCGAUGUAUCGUACGAGAAACGCAAUAUGUGCGUAGCUGUAUGUACAGCCGUUUAUCCAAAGAUGAAUGUUCCACUAUAUGGACUUCUUGGAGUUGCAACGGCUCUAUUCGUGUACCUUGUUGGAAUUGGAACCAUUGUAAAACUGUUCAUCUGCCUGUUGGCCUUAAUUUUAGGAACAAUCACAUGUGUAUAUAGAACAUAUGGGGCAAAUCUUGACAAUGUUAUCAAAUCAGAAAGGGAAGAUUUACACAAGAAGACUGAAAAGUUUCGGCAGCAUAUUCUAGACCUAUCCAAGCAAAAGCUGAGUUUCACUUUAGAUAAAAGAAUCACUGGUAGCCGUAUUAUUGACGAGUCCCUGCAAGAAAUAUUAGAUUUCAUUAUCAGAGAUUACGUGGAACCAUGGUACAGCAUUAUUACAGAUGACGAGGAAUUCAUAUACUCUGUCAGAGAUACUGCCCAGAAGAUAGCCAUCAACAUAGCAAAUCGAGUGAAAGGUGUGGACUGGAUACCAUAUUUGACCACACGCCUAGUGGACGAUGCAGCGUCCCACGUGAGGUUAUAUCGCCAAGCAAGAGCCAGGAUAAAGCAGUUGAGAACCAAGAAAUUGCAAAAAGGUAGCGCCAGUUCGAGCACCUCAAGUGGAACGCCCAAGAAAACGCCCACUCACAGAAGAAAUAAAAGUGAGACAGACGUGUUCUGGUAUUCCCAGUCCAAGUUCUACAUUCCCAAUCUAACGUCCCUCACCGAACCCAUCGAAAGCAACGAUGAGAAGGAAGAGGAGUCGUUGGAGAAGAUAUUUUUCGACCUGGAGAUGCAGAUGGAGAACAACCUCAUCUGCAGAGACCUGGUGUGCACAAACAGCAACCAGGAAUUGGAAUUCCUCGGCGAGAUAUCGGAGAUCUUGUUGUAUCUAGUGCUACCAAAGGGAGACUUCGAUUGCCUGACUGUGAGAUUUAUUUUAAGGGAGCUGUUAGUAAACGUGAUAAUUAGACCGUUGUUGGAUUUAUUCUCUGACCCUGAUUAUAUUAAUCAGGCAUGUAUAUGGCUGUGCGCUAAGGAAGGUGGCUUGCCCAGCGACGUGUUCUUAACGGUGAUCAGAGUCACGGAUAGUCUGGACGAGUUAACAGCGACGAAAAACAUAGUUUGUAAAGAGAUAGCUCAUCUUCGUUCCAAGGAUUCAGGUGGAGAGGACGAUCUGUCGGUAAAACAGCAAUUGAAUAGUCUACUCUAUGUGAAGAAGAUUCUAGAAACGAGGAUCAUUGGAAUGCAGGAAGGACUAGAAUCAGAGACUGACGGGAUCGGUACUCAGCCUGAUUGGAACAGGCUGCUGAUACCCGGUCAAAAAUUAGUGAAUUUACCCCUAGACGAACUACUAAAAAACAAUAUUGCGUUAAGUUACUUCAUCGACUACAUGACCUCCAUAAACGCGGAGUCGUACUUGUUCUUCUACUUGAACAUAUACGGUUGGAGGGUGUCAGCUGAGCAACAAAUAUCUGAUAUAGAGUUGCAGAAACUACACGCGGCUCAGACAGCUUCCAGCAUCAUGGGCGCAAAGCGUAAAAACACAGAUCUGGAGAAUCUAAAGGAAGCAGCUACUAAGAUUUAUCAGCAAUACCUCAGUGAUAAAGCAUCACCUAAGCUACAAUUAGACGAUGUUUUGGUAAAGACUAUGUUGACCAGGAUAAAGACUGAACCGGUGAGAGAAACGUGGUUUGACGACCUUAGGGUUUGUUGUUACGAGAAAUUGCAAAACGAGGAUCGAUUUUUGCCAGGAUUCAAGAGAUCCAUGGCAUAUGUGAAGCUCCUCGCUGAGUUAGAUCUUUUAAAGGACCCUGCGUCUGAAGAGGAUACAAAAUCCUUAGACAGUAUCAGUCUAUCUAGCACCAAUAACGAACUGGAGACUCUCGACGAGAUGUCUGAAGUUUAUAAGCCUGAAGAAAUAAAGGUUGCGGAAUUAAAGGACAGUACAUUAAAGUCUAGCUCCUCCAACAGUUUAGCUAGCAUCGUGGAGCCUAAUGCGGGUAAACCAAUCGACGAGCCUGACUCUGAGAUGAAUUUUAGGACCAUGAAGAGCAUGAGGAAGGGUUCAAGUAUUGACACAGAUCACAUCAGCGAAGGCAAGGAUAUAUCUUUCUAUUUAGAGUCAAACGCGGAGCAGUUUGUCAAACUGGACGAAAAUAUUUAUGACCAGAAUGCCAUUAAGAAGCUACAGCAGGGAAGAUUCGAAAUCACUGCAAAAAUUAUAGAGACUGGUAUAGUUAACGACCGUGGGAAAACUUAUGGGAUUUAUGCAGUGGCUGUAACCAAAAGCUACGACUCGGGUUAUCAGGAAAAAUGGCACAUUUACAGGAGAUACUCCGAUUUUUAUAAUCUUUAUCAGAAGAUCAAGGAGAAGUACUACGAUCUAGCGAAAAUUCCCUUCCCAGCGAAAAAAGCGUUUCACAAUAUGGAGAGGACCGUGUUGGAAAGGAGAAUGCUAAUGUUGAACGCCUGGUUAUAUCAAUUGAGCAAACCAGCUGUGGUGGACGGACACAUGGGUUUGCAGAAUUUACUAUUGACUUUUUUGGAACAGGGGGAUUAUGACAAAGGUGUGACUGGCGGACAGAUAUCUAAAACGAUAGACACUCUGAUGAACCCUCUGAAGACUUCUAUGAAAACGGUGACUCAAGCUGUGAAAACCAUGCCGGAUAAUAUGCUGAACACAGUUGAUGGUGUUAUGGAUAAUAUAAGCAAGUUCUUUGGCAAUCCAAAGAAACCCAAUGCCUUCUAUGAAAACACCAAAGUUGGCGCUGGUCUAGACGUAGAGACCGACGAUAACAUUCCUCUCCGCAUAAUGCUGCUUUUAAUGGACGAGAUCUUCGAUCUGAAAGUCAGAAACCAGUGGCUCAGACGGAGGAUCAUUACACUAUUGAGGCAAAUCAUUCGUACCAUGUUUGGGGACAUAGUGAACCGCAGAAUAGUCGAGUAUGUGUCCCUCUUAACCAGUCCAGCUAGAGUUGCUGGUUAUUUGAAACUACUCAAGAACAGUUUUUGGCCGAACGGGGUCAAAGCAGAGAAAAAACCACCCAGGGACACAGAGAUGAAGAACAGGACCAGAGUGGCAGCUAAGGUUGCCCUUUUAUCUUGCCUAUCAGAUGAACUGAAACAUAUCAUAGGUAGUGAGACCACUAGAAGAGGUCUUUUGAGAGUGUUCGAGCUGUUUCAGCGACCUGUACUUAACAGAAGACUUCUGUACGUGCUUCUAGAGGGCAUCAUAGAAACUCUGUUCCCUCAAAACAACCUGGCCGAUAUUUUCAGGAAGCUUUAUUUGGUUUCACCGAGGUUGCAGCAAAGAAACACUAUGCAGAAACUUUAAAAUUUGAAUUAGAAACGUUCAUGGGUUUUCCGAUCGAUUAUAGUCUGUUUUAAAAAGCUUGAACAAGGUGCUGAAGUGGUAGGG